GCGCAGCCACAAACUAGCCACGUCGCUGCCUAUGUUUGUUGGUUCCGAGUUUCGUGAGCAUCAGGAGCGAUCGCUACGAUGAGCUGUUUCUAGCUCGUCGAUGCAGUUCCUUGACCCCGGCAUUGUUUGACUGCGUAGCCGCCGCAUUCGUCCGUUGUCCAGUGCUCAGCGGUGCGUGGCGUUGACCAUCGACGGGGCUCGGAGGCCGUGGCUAAAAGCUCGGCGUCGUGAUGCUUGCUACCGCGGUUUACGGCGGUACGCUCAUCGCAAGCGUGGUGAGGAGGUUGGCACCAUGCGACGCUCUUUCCCCGCUGCUCGGCUGCUGCUGUUGGCGUCUGGUGCGAGGAUAGAAAUGUUGAUGGCAGGUUGUUUGGCUCCUGGAGACAGCGUCAAGUGCCGAAGGCUGUGCAACUAGCCCCUGUGUCGGAACCUUGGCUGCACAAGCCCUUCCCCUCGAGCCACAAUGUUCAAACUGGGAAGCAAGAAGGACGUCAAUACCGAGUACAAGUGCACCAUACGCCUGCUGGACGACAGCGAAGUGUUGCAGUGUGAUUUUCAGCAUCUCUGCAAAGGCCAAUACAUACUUGACUAUGUGUGCAAUGCCUUGAACCUUUUGGAGAAGGACUACUUUGGCCUCAGAUAUGUCGAUAGUCACAAGCAGCGGCACUGGCUGGACCUCACAAAGCCGGUGAUCAAGCAGGUGAAAGGUAUGAAUCCCAUCGUGUUCUGCUUCCGUGUCAAGUUCUAUCCUCAGGACCCCUUCCGGCUCAAGGAAGAAAUAACGAGGUACCAGAUUUUUCUUCAGCUGAGAAGAGACCUGCUUCAUGGACGCCUCUAUUGCCCUCCAAAUGACUCUGCUUUGCUUGCCGCUUUGAUCAUUCAAUCUGAACUUGGAGAUUAUGACAGUGAGGAGCAUGGGGACAACUAUGUCUCAGAAUUCAAACUUCUCUUGAAACAGACUCCUCGUCUGGAGGAGAAGAUUGCGGAGAUUCACCAGCAGCAGCUCAGGGGCCAAGUACCAGCUGUGGCAGAAGCAAACUUCUUACGCAAGGCUUGUCUCCUCGACACAUAUGGUGUGGACCCUCAUCCUGUCAAGGACCACAAAGGAAAUCAGCUGUACUUGGGCAUCAAUUAUGCGGGCAUCCUUACAUUUCAAGGCAGUCGCAAAACCCAUCAUUUCAAGUGGCCUGACAUUCAGAGAAUCAACUAUGAAGGAAAGAUGUUCAUCAUUCACCUAAUGUUCCCCGAGGAUGUCAAAGCAAAGAAGAAGCAUCUGAUGGGCUUCAAGUGUCCAACCCAGUCUGCCUGCCAUCACCUGUGGAAGUGUGCCGUCGAACAGUGCUAUUUUUUCACCAUACCUUCUUCCAGCGAGGUGCCAUCUGUGACCACUGGUGGUGGAUUUUUCUCACGAGGUUCCCGGCUUCGGUACAGCGGCCGCGUGGAACGGGAAGUAAUGGAUGACAUGAAGAACAUUAGGAGAGACCCACCCCAGUUCCAGAGAACACUGACACGGCCACCCUCCUUCCGGCAGAAGACUGCUGCAUCAACAACAAUGGAAAUGCCAAAUUCACCAUCCCGACAGCUCAAUGAUGGUUCACCAUUGCGGAGCUCUGUCGGACCAGUGACAAGCCAACAGCACAACCAGCAGCCCCCCGUAUCUCAAGAUUCAGGUGACGGCUUUGCCAUUGACGAGCCGCCAAAGAGGCUUGGCACACCCCUCGAACUUCUCGACUCCGGCGAGUCGGGUGAAGAGAAUGGCUCUUCAGUGCUGCGACCUCCAAAUCACGACCUCCACGUCAACUUGACGCCCUCACGAAACACGCCUGUGGCUGACGACGAAGACAGCAACAUACCCGACACGCCAAUCUCGGAGCUGGCAUUUGACCCACACCCGACGCCUGAAUACGAGCCCGAACACGAAAGCCAAGAGCCAGCAUUUGUGACUCCCCAGCAGUCGCAGCGAAUUGUAUUUGUGGCAUGGCUUGUUCUGCCUCUGCUGCUCAUUCUUUUGCUGCUUGUGGUUCUGAUGGAAUGGGAUUGGGCUCCACUUGCCGACAUGCAGAGGCUGCCAGAGGUAGUCUUGCUCCGAAAACAAUACUAUGAACCUACAAGGGACGCAAUAGGCACUUGGAUCAGUGCUUUCUUUGGCCCGCGCUGACUCCCAGCAAGUGGCUUGGUGACCGGUGAUACAUCAUGAAAAGCACAAUAAGUCCCUCGUACGAGAAACAGUUGUGCCACUGUCCAGUAAGAAAAGCCUCGCAGCAAAGGCCGACAGAGGCAGCGUUGCGCACGUUCACAUUCCAUCAGGGCUCUUUCGGUUCGCUCUUUGUUUAUGCAGAGGUGCAUUUGUUGGGAGAGAGACGAAAAUCAGUUUCGGUUAUGGGAAAGAUUCACCAGAGGUAUAAAAAGCCUUGUUGCAUUUAGUUUUCUCUAUCAGCGCACGUUACGCACACAAAAUCUCUUCGCUGCUAUAUAUACAGAUGUGUUCAGCUUUUACGAAUUUGUUGUCACGAUCAGAAAGGAGGGCCACGAAGGCGCCUUAGUUUUUAUCAUUUUUUGAUAUUUUAUUGACAUUGUGCAUUCCCACUCGGUGAGACCUAUUUUGAGAGCUAAGGUUGUGGUAGGCAGCUCAAUUGCAUUACCUUUUAGUAGGCAUUGAUUCCACAGGCAUAGACGGACUGCAAUCCUGUGCCAGGGAAGUACUGUGUGUUCUUAGCUGUGUUCAAUUUUGUCAAAAAAGUGCGUGUCCACAGUCCAUCAUUGCUCAGAUCGCUACAGUGUAUACGAGCUUUCUUUUUCUUACUCCAAUGAGACUUAUGUGAUGAAAAAAAAUUUACUAAGGUACCCAUAGCAGGGAAAGUACGUAAUUGGCUGUGUAUUCUUGUAAAAUCUAUGCAAUGCAAACACUGGGCUCAACCCUUCAUCUCAAGAGCCUGACAUCAAUGGAGCCAAUGCUAAAUAAAGGCCAGGGUCUUGAAAGUUUUGCACUCCACAAUGCACACUAAGGGUGGAUAUUUCUUUUUUUUUUUUCCAGCUCUGUUUCUUUCUGCAGGCUGGCUUGCAGGCUCUUUCCGAUAAUGUAAUAUAGUUAACAGUUCACUCAUGUAUAUUUUCUUUUUCUUCAGAGAGGUGUACUGUAUCCAACCAAAUAUUAAGCAGGGGACAUAUUAUAUUGCAAGCUGAAGCAAAGGAAACAUUUAUUGCCAGAAAAUGUAUAUCAAUGCUUUUUUAAUUCUGAGGCAUUAAUAAAACGCCCAGUGAGAU
Molecule: messenger RNA, 3264 nt
Organism: Dermacentor silvarum
Lineage: Eukaryota; Metazoa; Arthropoda; Arachnida; Ixodida; Ixodidae
Gene: Frmd5
Product: FERM domain-containing protein 5
Exons: 14
Coding region: 464-2158 (564 amino acids)
Cellular component (GO): cytoskeleton
Molecular function (GO): cytoskeletal protein binding
Source: RefSeq, a predicted model, not a curated record